AUGGUACCCUACAUUGGCAACGACUCAGUCGCGGACAAUGGAUUAUCCAGACGGCAUGAAAUAUCCGAGCUCCUGCAACAAGUUGACAGCAUCACCACAAGAGCAUUCCACACCUCCAAUGGAAGUCCCAAAUCUGACUACCGUGGCGACAAAAAGCCUGUCAAGCGGUACGAAGAGCUCUUCAGCGGAUUCUCAGCUGAAGGUCUCGGGACUUCUGGCUUCAAAGAUGCCAUCGACCUUCUCAGCCGCAACUCAGUCGAUAACGCGUCACCUGGUUUCUUAGGUAAACUCGUCUCGGCUCCUUCAGCUCCUGGUAUUGCUGCAGAUCUUUUCCUCUCCAUUUUGAACAACAAUGGUCAUGUUCAGCGUGCAGGGCCAGCUCUCACGGCCGUCGAGAAGCAUGUCAGUCUUGAGUUGGCCAGGCUCUUUGGCCUUCAAGGGCCACAUGCAGGAGGUGUCACGGUUCCUGGAGGAGCUGCUGGUAACCUUAUGGCUAUGCUGGUUGCACGAAACAUUAUCACGCCAGAGUCCAAGCAGCGUGGUCUCACGCCUGGAGAGUAUGCCGUCUUUGUUUCGGAGGCAGCUCACUACUCGGUCUCAAACUCGGCCAAUGUCAUAGGACUCGGAAAUGACUCUAUCAUUUCUGUUCCUGCAUUGGAAGACGGAACCAUGGAUACCAAUGCCCUUGAGAGUGCUGUUGAACAAGCCGCUAGAGACGGAAAGAAACCGCUUCUAAUCGCAGCGACUUCUGGAAGUACAGUGAACGGCGCUUUCGAUUCUCUCGACAAGAUAGGCGAGAUCGCGCAUAGAGUCGGCGCGUGGUUUCACGUUGAUGCUUGCUGGGGAGGAGGUGUCGUCUUUUCCGACAAGCUGAAGCAUCUCAUGAGAGGAAGUCACCUCGCGGACAGUAUUGCAUUUAACCCUCAUAAGCUAUUGGGAGUCCCGCUUGUUUGCGCAUUCCUUUUGGUGAACGACCUACGAACACUAUGGUUAGCAAACAAACAAAACGCUGAUUAUUUGUUCCACGACCACACCUCCAAGAACGGCAAGGGUUCUGAGGAUACUUCCACUACAGAUAAAAACAGACAAAAGAAAGAUUGGAGAAACUCCAAACUUUUAGAUACCGCGCCUGAUGUCAGAGAGAUCAACGACCUCGCCUCGUUGACCAUCCAGUGUUCCCGUCGCCACGACGCGACCAAGAUGUAUCUCCACUGGCUCUACUACGGCACAGCAGGUAUCGCCCGCGAGGUCGAGCAAGCAGUCGACAGCGCCAAGCACCUCGCCCGCCUCGUGAGAGACCACCCGCGCUUUGAGCUGAUCUGGGAGCCGGAACAGGUUUUCGCUCAAGUGUGCUUCUACUGGGAAUCUGCUUCCACCGCCGGAGCCUCUGGGGAGGCGCUGGCGGAGAUCAACAGUAGCAAUACGCGGGCGCUGUAUCAGGGUAUUGAGCAGAUGGGGUGGAAGGUGGACUUUGCUCCUGGUAAGGCCAAGGGGCAGUUUCUUCGCAUUGCUUGUAACCGUUUGACUACGCGUCAGACUGUUGAGAGGAUAGUGUCUGAGUUGGUUGAAUUGGGAGAGUCUUUGGGCUUGUAA
Fusarium sp. VM40 is the source of this 1593-nucleotide messenger RNA. The record is from the annotation of a GenBank genome assembly. NCBI's taxonomy places the organism in Eukaryota, Fungi, Ascomycota, Sordariomycetes, Hypocreales, Nectriaceae.